ACCAAACUCUUGUCUAAACAACCAAACUAUUGCAAAUUUGAAACUGAUCUUCCUCUCCAUCACUGACUCGUAUUAUCAAACGAUUCUUGCAAAGAAAAAAAAAAUGGAAGAAGUUGCUGUGGUGGAGAACAAGAAAGUGAUACUGAAGAAGUAUGUAGAUGGCAUUCCUACAGAAACAGAUUUGGUAGUGAAGCUCGGAGAGACAAUUGAGCUUAAGGCACCAAAAGGGUCCUCUUGUUUCCUCGUUAAAAAUCUAUACUUGUCUUGUGAUCCUUACAUGAGAGGUCGUAUGCGCGACUUUCACGGUUCCUACCUCCCGCCUUUUGUUCCUGGUCAACGUAUUGAAGGGUUCGGUUUAGCAAGGGUGAUAGAUUCUGAUGACGCUAAUUACAAGUCCGGCGACAUAAUCUCCGGGAUUACUGGUUGGGAAGAAUACAGUCUUCUUCGUAGCUCAAAUGAGCUGCAGUUGAGAAAGAUUCAGUUAGACGAUGGCAUUCCACUUUCUUAUCAUCUUGGGCUUUUUGGGAUGGCUGGAUUUACAGCAUAUGCAGGGUUUUACGAGAUAUGCUCUCCCAAGAAAGGGGAAAGUGUUUUAGUUUCUGCAGCUUCAGGAGCUGUAGGACAACUUGUUGGUCAGCUUGCUAAGUUGCACGGCUGCUACGUUGUUGGGAGCGCCGGUAGUGAACAAAAGGUUGAUCUUCUUAAAGACAAGCUCGGGUUUGAUGAAGCCUUUAACUACAAGGAACAGACUGAUCUUGAUGCUGCUUUGAAGAGGUAUUUCCCUGAAGGGAUCAAUAUCUACUUUGAUAACGUGGGUGGAUCCAUGCUUGAUGCAGCGCUCCUUAACAUGAAGGUCCGUGGAAGAAUUGCGCUCUGUGGAAUGGUGUCUUUGCAAAGCCUCUCAAGCUCAUCGCAAGGAAUCAACAAUCUGUACAAUGCGAUCCCCAAACGCGUAAGAUUAGAAGGGUUUUUACAGAGCGAUUACCUCCAUAUUUUCCCACAGUUUCUUGAACAUGUCAAAGGAUAUUACAAGGAAGGGAAGAUUGUGUACAUCGAAGAUAUGUGUGAAGGCCUUGAGCUCGCUCCAGCUGCACUUGUCGGACUGUUUUCCGGUAAAAAUAUUGGUAAACAGGUCGUUUGUGUUGCUAAGGAGUGAGUGUUUCUGAAAGUAUAUUGGCAUGUUAUGUGCAGAACAGACACUGUAUGAAUCAAGCCGUGUUAUGUGUAAGAGGUCUUGUGAAUCGCUUGUUGAUGAAGAGUGUUUCAUGAAUGUGUUCAUGUAGAUUUCAAUGAGCUUGCUUUGCAAGUAAACAAAAAUUAUGGGGUCAUAA
Messenger RNA from Eutrema salsugineum, 1331 nucleotides. Its product is annotated as 2-alkenal reductase (NADP(+)-dependent). NCBI's taxonomy places the organism in Eukaryota, Viridiplantae, Streptophyta, Magnoliopsida, Brassicales, Brassicaceae. Bases 104 to 1156 code for a protein of 350 amino acids. The transcript is spliced from 5 exons. The record is from RefSeq and is a predicted model, not a curated record. Gene Ontology annotation, molecular function: oxidoreductase activity, acting on the CH-CH group of donors, NAD or NADP as acceptor.